Messenger RNA from Scomber scombrus (Atlantic mackerel), 7129 nucleotides. It is a transcript of the gene cep170ba, whose product is annotated as centrosomal protein 170Ba. The transcript has 19 exons. Lineage: Eukaryota; Metazoa; Chordata; Actinopteri; Scombriformes; Scombridae. Gene Ontology annotation, molecular function: protein binding. The record is from RefSeq and is a predicted model, not a curated record. Bases 246 to 5222 code for a protein of 1658 amino acids.
UGGGACUCUUCAGCUACGUCACCGUGUCGGGAGCAGAGGCGUCGUAGAGUUUCGCCCGGUUGACAUUCCCGGAGGAAGAGGAGGGUGUGCUCGACAUUUACCUGUCCGCUGUUACCUGCUCCUCUUGUCGUGUUGAGAAACUUGUCGGUCGUCGAGUUUCAGCCACUUAAACACUGGCUUCACUCAGGAGUAAGACGGAGAAAGCAUUAAAGGAUGCGAAGAAGUUCCUGACUCGUGGCCCCAACAUGAGUGUGACAUCAUGGUUUUUGGUCAGCAGCUCUGGCACGCGCCACCGGUUGCCACGGGAGAUGAUCUUCGUCGGACGUGACGAUUGUGAGCUAAUGCUGCAGUCUCGAAGUGUGGACAAACAGCACGCCGUGAUCAACUACGACCCAAACACAGACGAGCACAUGGUGAAGGACCUCGGCAGUUUGAAUGGGACAUUUGUGAAUGACCUCAGAAUCCCAGACCAGACUUACAUCAUCCUCAAGCUCUCAGAUGUCAUUCGCUUCGGUUAUGAUGCUCAUGUAUAUAUCCUGGAGAAGAGUCAACACAAAGUCCCAGAGGAAGCUCUUAAACAUGAAAAGUACACCAGCCAGUUGCAGCUUAGUUUAAAAGCCCUGGAGGCCAAGGUGAAGGAAAAACAGCAGCUCCAGAGCUCAGAGAAGAGCAAAGAUGCUAUUUCCAAUGUUAAGCCACAGGACAGAACUGAGCGAAGAGCCCAGUCACUCACAGCUGCCACAGAUUCUCCGAUAUCCAAGCCUACUCCUCUGUACGGCCAACCAUCCUGGUGGGGGGAGGAUGAGGACAACAACAAGCACAACAGAGGUGGAAAAUCGCCAGAACAGGAGUCUCCAGAGCCUGCUAAAGAUGGGUCCAGAUAUGAGGUCAAUGGUUCUCUGUCUGACAGUCAGGCCAAGUCCAUCUUCUCCUACCGCAGGGAGGCCAGCUACUUUGAGAUCCCAACAAAGGAGCACCAGCAGCCUUCUCCUAAGAAACCUGAGUCGCAAGUUCAUGAAGUUCCAACUAAGGACAGUCCAGAUCCCUCCCAGUCUGUCCCCUCUACCACCACACCUUCUGCGGUCCAAAGCCAUGCCUCCUUCACCAUUGAAUUUGAUGACUGCUCACCAGGCAAAAUUAAGAUCAAGGACCACGUGACUAAGUUCUCUUUCCGACAACAGCGAAAACUACCUUCCAUAGAUGUUGUUACCACACCCACUGAGAUGAUGUCAGCAGAAAGCAAAGUUGCUGAUUGGCUGGUCCAAAGCAAUGCUAGCAUGAUAAGGAAGAGGUCACAGACUGAAGACACGUAUAGCACCAACAGUGAUCCGUCACUUCUAAAGAUGACCAAGGAAAACCACGGUGAGGAUGGUACUCAAAGUGAUUCAGGGAAUCAUGCAACCAAUGGAAAAGAUUUUCUACAAUCAGAACCUCAGAUUGGGUCCCAGGUGUCUCCGCAACCCCUGAGAGCCUCCCCACCACAACGCUUCUCCCCUGACUCUGAGGAGCCUUUGUCUUACUCUCCUCCAGAGUCUCAGUCCCUUUCCAGUCUUGGCAAGGCUGAUCCUCAACAAGCCUUUAUCAUUGAGUUCUUUGAUGAUAACUCAAGAAAGAAGCGUUCCCAGUCCUUCACCAGUAACACUGCCCUGCCUGAUCCACCAGGCCUCAGGGCCCAGCUGGAGAAGACAAAGAAAAGCUUGAGCCCAAAUGGGGAGAAACAUGUCCAAUCUUCAGCCUCCACCACUCCCCCAACCCAAAGAUAUACGAUCCCCCUAAAGGGUUCUGCUUCCACAGGUCCCCAAAGAGCUGGCUCUCUAAGAAGGGAGAAGACAGAGGACCGGAUCAGUAGCAAGUAUUCCUCUCGCUCUUCAUCCUCUCUUUCUGCAAGGCCUUUUAGCAGUGUGGGACGGAGAUCCAAACUCACCCAGGAAUUUAGUACUGAAUUGCUUAGACAAACAAGGCAGGCCUCUACUGCCACCUGGGAGAAAAAUACAACCAGUCCCCCAACAAAAUCCCAAAAGGGGACGAAAGUGGUAUCACAGUCUGAUCAGGGGUCCCCUAGCCCUCCUCCAUCUAAUGCUCCCUAUCAGCCCCAGACCUCCUCCCCUAUCCACCAGCCUGUUUCCCUCAAAGCUCCAGUGAUGCCCCUGUCAUCUCAGAGCAUGGAAGUCAAGAGCCCCCAUGGUGGCCCCAGAAACGAAGAGGAGGACAGUCUGAGUGACGCAGGAACCUACACCGUUGAAGCUGAUAUCCAAGAUAAAGAGAUAGAAGUGGCAAGGAGCAAAAUUGAUCAGGCAAGUUUCUUUCUACAUUUAAUGUUUGUGUUUGGUGUUGUUGAGAGCCCAGAGCGAACCAACAAGACUGAAGCAGAAACAUCAGCAACAUUUAGGCCUGGUUUUGUUCAGGGCAGGGAGCAGCAUAGGCAGAGUAGCUGUGGGGAGGUGAGGCCAACUCCAGAACAGGGACAGAGUCUGUUAAAGGUAAAGCCAGCAGGUGCAGUGUUACAGGGGGCUCCUAAGUGGAUGUCUUGCUGGGCCAGCUUGGCAGACAGCUACACAGAAUCUGGCCCUUUGUCUGGCCUCUUUGACACCCCUUCCCAGAUGGAGCUGUCAGGAGGGGCACGAGGUACAAACGUCCACAAGGCGACGCUCAGCAGAAGCCAUGACAGCGGUGACUCUGAAGGCUCAAGAGCUCGACGCAUCCUGCCCCAGGUACCGCAGGGGGAGAAGAAUGACAUUCCAGCUCCCAGCAUUCAUGUUCAUUAUGACCCACAUUCAACCUUUAAUGUAGAGGAGAAUAGUUUGGUGGCCCCCAGGUCCCAGGAAAGCAUUCAUAGGUUAUCAGUGCAGGAUGACGUAGAGCCUGACAGUCUGAGUGAUGCCAGCAAGUCAGAUGACAGUUCCAUCAUUGAGCAGAGGAGACUGCUGUCAGACACAGAAGAGAAGAAAAAUGAGGACAAGCCCAAACUCCCAGCCAAGUCUACAUCAUUCUACAUCGGGUCAGAGGAGGCUGUGUGCCGACCAGAACGAGGAGGCUCAAAACCGAACACUCCUAAGGCUGAGAGAAAACAACCAACCAAAACAUUCUCAACGGCCACCCUGACCAAACAGAGAGGUAACCAGGACUCUGGGAAAGUCAAGCCCAGCAUGUCAGCUCCAAUCCUGGGCCAGGGGACACAGAGCAACGACUUUAAAGAAGGUACAGUAUCCCCAUUAAUCAGACAAGAGAGCUUCACCAAGGAGCGGCCUAGCAAUGCCAGAUUGCCCAACAUCUCUAGUGAGCCUCCUCAAAGAGAUCCAGACCCCAACUUAUUCCAGGGAUCCUGCAAACAGGACACUCAUUCUUACCUCAAACAGACAGAAGAUGUUCUGGCUGUUCUGGAGGCCAAGCUCCAAGCAGGACAACCAGAAACAACUCCGUCUCCUAUAAUGGACUCUUUCUCUGGGGAGUCUGAUGUAGAUACCUCCAGCACAGUCAGCCAGCAUAGCAAUAAGACCAAGCCAAUCACACUGACUAAAAAACCCUCUAUUAGUAGCUUUCACAGGGAGAGGUCUUCAGCCAGUAUAGCUAGUCAGGACUCAAACCACCAGUCCUCCACUUCUGAGCGCCUGUCAGAAAAACGGCGCUCUCAGGGAACAGACAGCAACGUUAAAACUGAGUCUGUGAGGAGACCAGUUGGACUUAGACGUAGUGCUGGGAAACGCGGCUCCACAGACCUCAGUGAUGACCCUCACAGCUCCAGUGUACCUUACUCUGAUCAAGAGUCAAACACCCACCAAACCCGCAAGAAAUACACUGUGUCCCUUCAAAAGGAGGACACCAAGAGCUCCCGAGUGUUGACUCGCGCUAACAGCUUGUCAGCCCCAAGACCCACCAGGGCAUCCAUGCUUCGGAGGGCUCGCCUUGGCGAAGCCUCUGACAACGAGGGUACUGAGACUGACAGGCUGUCCCAGGAGGCAGACAACAUCCAAGCUAAGCAGCCCCAGGAAAACAAGAAACUCUCCAGGUUGGAUAUGCUGGCGAUGCCUCGUAAGCGGACGAGCUCAUUCAACACACCCAGCGACACCGAGACCUCCUCCACCCCACAGUGGACAGGCAAGAGCACAGGAUUCUCCAACCGUAGCACAGAGUAUGGCAGCAGCUCGGUCCGCAGGGCCUCUGCUCCGGGCCCGAAACCUGUAGAAAGGCCACAGAAAGCAGCUCUCAACAGGACACCAGUCACUCGCGUACGUUCCAGCAGUGCCAAAUAUGCCAGUAGCACAGCAAGUUCCAGAAGACGACAGAAAGGCUCUGACUAUACCUCUACCUCAGACGAGGAGUACGACUCAAACCAGAGCACUCCUAAACAUAAACGCUCCCAACCUUCCUCAGCUUCUCAUAGCCCACGCAGUCAUCCUCGGUCCCAGCCGGUGGUCGCGCUCCGUCCGAAACCUCGCUGCAGAGAUUCUGAGGACGAGAACCAUGAGGGAGACGCCUUCCACAAUUGGUCCUCCCACAGUGCUGAGAUUGCACGGUUGAGUCAAGACCUGGCUAAAGACCUUGCUAUCUUGGCCAGAGAGAUUCAUGAUGUGGCGGGUGACGGUGAUCCUCAGAGCUCUGCAAUGGAGAGCGGCGUACCUGUCUCCACAGUGACCGCUCAUGAACAGCUGGUUCACCAUAUUCCAGAGGCUGGAUUAAACUACCAGAGAGUCCCACCAAAUUCUGCAUCAACAAUGGACACAGACCAGAACUUGAGUGACCGUGAACAGAGCUCCAGGCAGCGAGCUCGGAAGAGAGAAGAGGCCAUUGUUGACAAUCUGAUGCUGAAUCCAGUGUCUCAGAUCAUCGCAGCCAUCAGAGAGAACACUGAGCAACUCGCUGAGAAAAUUAAGGUACUGUUUCAGGACAGGAUGGAUGUUUGGGAAGAAAUUGAGUCCAAAGUUAAUUCUGACAGUGAGGUCCCAGUUGUCAAAACCUCCAACAAGGAAAUCACAUCUAUUUUGAAAGAACUCAGGAGAGUUCAAAGACAACUUGAGGUCAUUAACACAGUCGUGGAGCCCGGUGGGCCUGAAGAGACCAGGGCCUCCUCAUCGUCUGGAGUUCGGCUCUCCAGAUCAUCGUCCUCGCGAGACUGGAGAACAGUCCACUCUGCCUCCAAACGAGGUGGCGGCCCGAGGCCCAGCGAGAGUGUCAGGAGAGCGGCUGUGACACCAGAUGAUCUCAGAGAGGGAUAUUUAGUUUGAGAUGACACAAACACACAGGUUCCACCCGUCCUGAACUUCUGCUACAAACGCAGCUGCUGGACCAUUGUGCAGAAAGUGAAACCAAGAGGGGGAAGUGAAACCAACAACUUCCUGCACAUCCAAACAUUCACACCUCUACACUAUGGGCACUACACACCUUCACUGUACUCAGUGGUGUAACACACAGGCAAGCCUGCACUAAACGCCCUUAAAAUAAACUUGGUGUGAGGCUCUCAUAUGAGGUGGUGAUUUAAGGAAGAACCAUAAUAUUGAAAUAGAUCUAUUUCACCUCCAACGGACCUCAAAACUAUACUUGAUUCUGUGUGUGUUUGACAUCAGCCUCGUUAUUUGCCAAUGAUACGACCAACAUUGCUGAUUUUUGAAAGCUUAAUGAAAUUACUCGGUUUAAUUGAAAACCAGCCUGAGCAUAAUCAACUCAGGGAAAUCUUAUAAAGAUAUCCGUGUUUAGUGACAAAUCAAAUUUUUGAGAAGUUAUUCAUAGAUAUUUGUUCUAAGUAGAAAAGAACUGCAGUUACAGCUUGCAGUUGUUGGUGUACUGUGUAUAUUCAGUAAUUCCCCGUUGCAUUUCCCUUUUUUUCAUGUUAAUGUCUUUUGUUUGCCACUUUCCUCAUUGUUCACCAGAUUUAGAGAAGAAUGUAAAAAGUAUUUAUUAGGGGAUUUUUGUGAGACGUUUGUGGUAAUUUAUAACUGAAACAAGAUGACUUUGAUAGAGAGUUGGUAGACUCAAGUGCCAGACCAAGUAAUGUUGUAUUCACAAUUGUGUGUAUUUAUUCUGGUAACAUAUCUCAGUGUAGCGACUCUGUUCACGCCCUUCUCAGUACUUUGACACCAUCUAUUUUGUCCAACUGGGGGUGAAAAUCCCUCAGGAAUGUGUGGUCCGAAUAGAGGGAGGGGCUCAGUCACCGGGCAACCAGAAAUGCAAGUGGCUGUAAAACACUACAAAUUAGUUUUCAGUCAUUCCUCAUGAGCCCUAUACUUUUAGAUAAGAUUUGUAUCAAACACAAAUGGCUUAAACUUGUUCAGACAAUCAAAACGACUGACAAGAAUGAGACUCCUUUAUCUGUGUUUAUCAGUGACACAGUAUUCUGCUACUGAGCAUAUCACACCACACCUAAACUAUCCAUAUGGUUGUUGUUAUACACUAAGAGCUAUCAGAGCACUGUGAUGCAUGUUUGACAUUUCCUCUGAAGUCACAUGAUGGGUCCUCACAUGACAGGAGAAGUCAUGUAAAUUCCCAUUGAGGUGUAGAAAUUGUAGAUGUUGACGUCAGUCUGUAAAUAUCUAAAGAUAAUCUAUAUUUCCUACAGAAUACCUCUCAAUCUUUUGCACUAAUGGAGUACAUUAUCCCCUCAACCGUAUAUGCUGCAAACUGAAAGCCUUUACUCUCCUGUGAAAGAUUGUAAACAUUUGAUGAUUUUGAGGCUAAAGCAGGAAAGAAAGUAAUCCAGUUCACCAGCAAGUUUUUCUCCCCUCUUCCCAGUCCAGGUUUGUACAUGUGAUUGUAAUCGGGAAGUUUCCUCUAAGUGCCACAGAGCUGUGUGAGAUAAUGCCUCAUGCAGCCAAGCACAGUGGUUGUUUACAGGCAAGAAAUUGAAUGUUUGUCCUCUUUGACUCCUCUUGCUCAAAGUGUUGCUGCUAUUCAUCUUCUAUGGGAUUUUAUCUCCCCUUUUUUGCUUUACUCCAUCUAAGUCCAAGCUAAAGAAAGUCAGAGCUGAAAUUUAAGUCUAGUGUGUCAAAUUUGUGUCCCAUUUUUCAUAUUCAAUUUCGGUUACACAUUCUUUCAUGUAGAGUUAUAUUGUUAUCUUGCUGUCUUGUUGGUUGGUCUCUAUGUUUGGUUGUUUGUGUAAAUUGUUAGAAGAUGAUUUCAUGUUUUGUUUUUUUCAAAU